AUGUACAAAAACGACUUUAUUGGAGAGGCAACAAGAAUGUUGUUCGGCAAGAGAUCGAGUGUAUCGAGCACACAUUCGGAACAAUCCCAACCAUCACAACAACAACAACACGAUAUUAAACAAGCAAUGAAUGUUGUUGAACAAAUAACUAAUUUAAUGUAUACUAUUGAUCAGGCUGUUCAACGUAUUCAAUUAUCAAUUUCUAUCAUUCCUUCGAUAGAUGCCUUGAAGGGUGAUAUUGCAGAGGGAUUAUCAGAAUCGGAGAAGAAAAUUGGAGAGUUGGAAAGAUAUUGUGAGGAGAGAAUUAAACAACCAACUGGUACUGAUGCUGAUGAAAUUGGAUUAGGAAGAAUAUUGGAAAAAACAACAAACUUGAAGAAACAAUUAUCUAGUUUGCAAGUGAAAUUUAGAAAGGCUGUACAAAUAUAUAGUAAUAAGGAAAAUGAAUCGAAAUUAAAGAGAGAAAAAUUGGUAGGAUUUGAAAAUGUUCAAAUAUCAAGAAAGAUAUCAAGACAAAGUGAAACAAUCAACCAUGCUUAUCAAGGAUUUGAAAUGGAAGGAAAGAAGAGAUCACUUUAUCACUAUUGGAUGCUUUUUAUUCUACUUAUUGGUUGUAUUGAUAGUAUUUAA
Messenger RNA from Naegleria gruberi, 630 nucleotides. RefSeq lists its product as uncharacterized. The transcript is spliced from 2 exons. The coding region runs from base 1 to 630 and encodes 209 amino acids. NCBI's taxonomy places the organism in Eukaryota, Heterolobosea, Eutetramitea, Acrasida, Naegleriidae. The record is from RefSeq and is a predicted model, not a curated record.